This is a messenger RNA of Ceraceosorus guamensis, 2847 nucleotides long. RefSeq lists its product as hypothetical. The record is from RefSeq and is a predicted model, not a curated record. The transcript is spliced from 7 exons. The coding region runs from base 1 to 2847 and encodes 948 amino acids. NCBI's taxonomy places the organism in Eukaryota, Fungi, Basidiomycota, Exobasidiomycetes, Ceraceosorales, Ceraceosoraceae. Gene Ontology annotation, molecular function: metal ion binding.
AUGGCGGACACUGGACUGCUUCCUUCAUCUCCGGCCGAGUCGGAGAUGCAGGAGCCAGUGUUCGGGAUCAGAGCCGCCAGUUCCCACAAGCACCGACCGAGCAGCAGCAUCAUCAAGGUCACACGCUUCAGUAAGCACAGUCCACGCGCAAGGAGCAACUUUCAGGCCAAUAGCACCCUUGGGUACGACCCGAGGCAGAGCAGCUUUAUCGAGACAUCAAGCCAUAUCCGGGAUUGGCUCUGCACGAGCAGCAAUGUCCACGUUGGAUGCGACAUUAAGCACACUCACCACGCAAGCCGCACCACCUGGGUCAGAAUCACCAUCGAACUUGAAUGCCACAGAGCAUGCUGUGCCCGACACUUCGGCGCCCUCUUCGGCAACAGCUCCAGCCACAAAGCCGAGCUCUCGACGAAAGAAGAGAAACGCACCAGCGGGUGCGGCCGAUACGCUCUGCAAAUGGCUUCGCACUGGGGCAGUUCUGUCCACCCAGGCGCGCAAAACGUCGUCGCCAUGGAAGCCUCCAGCUCGACUUCUGCCGUGGCAACUCACGGUGCAAUACCAAUGGGACAAGCCAAUGCGGAAGCACCGUCAGAACCGCGCUCAGUAGGCAGAGAGACGAAUCCAUACAACGUCGGCGGCGUUCCUUGUGCUUCUACGGAGCUCGACGGCAUCGCUGGCUCGACGACUCAAUCACCAAUCGGCGAAGCUUCGGCAGCCGCAUCUGGGUCCUUCAAGCACAGAAGCGGGCCAGCAAGUGCCGUUCAGAGUAGGGUAGAUCAGUCCAGCGAAGAGCCUGAAGUGUGCUUGAUGUGCCAGAACCCGCUCCCCGAGGUAGCAGCCAUGUCUCCGGUCUGCGACCACUUUGCCUGUGUCCCAUGUUAUACGACAUGGAGGAAAAGCAAGGGACGCAAGGAUAUAAAGUCGAAUGUCGCCACUAACGUACACAAGAUUGCUGGUACAUGUGAGUCGAUAGACCUGCAUGCGCUCGCCAAGCUCAUCUUCCUGACUAGCACCCUUCGAAUCUUCCGCCAUUCGUUGCACGAUAGCAUACCGACAAGGGAACGUCUACGUACAGGACCUGCGAAGGAUGCGUUCAUCGCAAAUUGGCUUGAGCAGCACUCGCGCACAACCUGCCGUCACUUCCAGCGCACGUUGCGCAAGACGCGUGCCAAGUACAAGCUCGACCGCCCGGAUUGUCCUUUCGGUGAUCAAUGUCAAUUUGCCCAUGAGCUCGAUCCGGGCUCGGGCAUCCGUCAAGCUCUUGGGUACAAUAUUGUCGGCGCUCCACGCCUCAAAAACAACGAGCGCAAACACGGUUAUGAACGUUACAAAGUUGUCGUCGGGCCUUCCUCGUUCUCGAAAAGCAUCGCUGCCGAGGCGGGAGACGGUGCUCCUCAGGAGACAAUUCCUGCGCAAGUUGAGGCCUCAGCCGCUACUAGUGCGACGGCAGCGGGCGAUGCGUCUGUACAUCCAGAACCAACGGGCACUGAUAUUCCCGCCGGCAAUCGUGAAGCGAUUGGAGACGAUGGAAUCUGGGCAUUGACGACCUUGGACUCCGCCACCGAUUCUACGGUGACGGCAGCAGGCGACGCGUCCGUAGACCCAGUAGACCCAGUAGACCCAGAAGCAAUGGAAACUGACAAUCCGGCCGGCGAUCGUUUAGCGAUUGGAGACGAUGGAUCCUGGAGAUUGACGACCUUGGAGUCCACUACCAACUCUAGUGCCGGUGCGGUCGGGACAGAAUCUGCUACUCAAGCGCCCACACCCAUGGAUGUCGACGCUCCAUUGUCCACUGCCACAACGGCUGCGAUCACGGAUGCACAACUAUCUCCCUCUGCGCAAGGCGCGCAGGACCCUGAUAUCAUCGUAGGGACAGCAACACCACCGGCGAACGCUUCUAGUCCACACAACAGACCCACUGCUGCUCCUGUAGCUGAAAGGACUGACUACAGCCAGGUCGUGCCUGACCGCUUCUUGUCAAGAGAGCUGGCCAAGUACCAUAGCGCGUACAUGGGAGGCGCUAUAAGCUUUGACCGAGCCAAGACGCUGCUCCAUGCGGCUGUUUUUCGCGCUUCGACUCGAGCAGUACCCAGGGACCUGUGGUCCACUCAAAUUGGCGUGGUAAGCACCGCGCUCUUCGUGCACCUCGAGCAAGGUGGAAGAAUGAUUCCGGAUGCAGCAACUCGACGACGCAGACUUUUGGAAGCUGCUUACCGCGGCGAAGACAUUCCACAGGGAUCCCUAGGCCCAAACACUGUGCCGGAUGUCCCAGUCGCAAGGCGAAAAGGUCGUAAUUUGAGGCGGACGCGCAUCACGCACACAGCAGGUCACGCGGAACCUCGCGAGACCACCACAGUCAUCGACGGUGGCCCCGCAAUCACGGCUCUCAUUGAAUUUGCGGCCCUGGAAUUGGGUGACCCUUUGCUCUGGGUCCCUCGCAUCUUGCGCAUCCCAACUAGGCGAGCGUCGGACGCUGCUAUGGACGAGGACUACGGACCGAGGGCGACGUGUCCCCCAUCCAAUGUCACAAUUAUGGCUCAGGCUGUUCAAGUUGCCUUAACGUUCGUGCCUAGGCCAGUGCGCAUUGCUAGUCAGUUUGGCGUUCCGGUAAAGUCAUCUGCACCUCCCGUUCCGACGCCACUCCCGCCAAGUAUCGGGCUCUCGGCCAUAAAAAGGUGGAUCGAAGGUCUGCCUCCCCGAGUGCAGCGCUAUCUCGCAGCACGCAGGCCGGAAUAUCGGCCUCCCGACACGGAGAACGCUGUUCCGGGCCCCAAUCAGCGGAACAACAAUGUCCGGGAGGAAAGCUAUCUCAAACCAGCACGGCAGCAUAUCGGCCAGACGUGGUGA